AGCGCCAUCGCGGGCUCCGCUCCCGGCUGCCUUUUUUACUAUCGGGAAGGAAAAAUGAUGUAAAAUUAUUGGUGGCUAACAUGGCACGAGAACUCUGUUAUAUACUGGUAUACUUGGUGAGCGCCGUGAGGGAAACAGCAAGCAACGCUGAUACAAAACGUCUCUACCACGACUUGAUCAAUGGGUAUAGCUCACUCAUCAGACCCGUUGGAAAUAACAGCGACAGACUAACGGUUAAGAUGGGACUGCGUCUAUCACAGCUCAUUGAUGUGAACCUCAAGAAUCAGAUUAUGACGACGAACGUAUGGGUUGAACAGGAAUGGAACGACUACAAGCUCAGGUGGGAUCCUGAAGAGUACGGCGGAGUCUCAAAAGUUCACGUCCCCGCCGAGCAGAUAUGGCUGCCAGACAUUGUGCUUUACAACAAUGCAGACGGCAACUACGAGGUGACCAUCAUGACAAAGGCCAUUUUACAUUCGGACGGCUUGGUCAUAUGGAAACCUCCUGCAAUCUACAAGAGUUCGUGCGAAAUCGACGUGCAGUACUUCCCGUUCGACGAACAGACAUGCUUCAUGAAGUUUGGCUCGUGGACCUAUGACGGAUACACGGUAGACCUGAAACACAUCCACCAACGGGAUGAUUCCAGCGACAUCAAAGUCGGCAUCGACCUUUCGGAAUUCUACCUGAGUGUCGAAUGGGACAUCAUGGCCGUUCCCGCUCGUAGGAAGGAAAAGUUUUACUCCUGCUGCGAGGAGCCUUAUCCUGACAUCACUUUCAACAUCACUCUGAGACGCAAGACUCUCUUCUACACUGUGAAUCUCAUCAUCCCCUGCGUGGCUAUAUCUUUUCUCUCCGUGCUAGUCUUUUAUCUUCCUUCCGAUUCGGGAGAGAAAGUUUCCCUUUCCAUCUCCAUCAUGCUCUCAUUGGGUGUGUUCUUCUUACUUCUCUCGGAAAUCAUCCCACCGACAUCUCUGGCUGUGCCUUUGCUGGGAAAAUACCUCCUCUUCACCAUGGUGUUGGUGUCUCUAUCCGUCUUCGUCACCAUCGCCGUGCUCAACGUCAACUUUCGCUCGCCUGCAACGCACAAGAUGGCGCCCUGGGUGAAGCGAGUUUUUCUACAGGUGCUCCCCGCCAUAUUGAUGAUGAAGCGUCCCGAAGAAGAUGAAGACGACGAGGGAAGUGCCAAAGGAAGCUUCGAGCCACAGGACAUUCCUCCGUGUUCAUUCCAUGGCAGUGCUUUCGCUUCUCUGGGAGCUCCCGAUGAGAUGCUCAGUAAUUCCCCCGACGUCAGUCCUGCUGGUGCCGGGGGUCCCAAUGAUACGGCCCCAAUGGACGUGGAACGAUCCGUGCUCAACGUCCGCUUCAUAGCCCAGCACAUGGAAAAUGCGGAUCGCUUCGAUAAGAUCAACGAAGAUUGGCGCUAUGUGGCUAUGGUCCUGGAUCGGCUCUUUCUGUGGCUCUUCACCAUCGCGUGCGUCGUGGGAUCUGCCUGCAUCAUCCUCGAAGCCCCUUCACUAUUUGACGACAAACUUCCUAUAGAUGUGCUCAUGUCCAAAGUGGCUCCUCGUCUUCGACGAAUACAAAACUGAUUUGCACUCUGGGGCUGAAUACUAUAUACUUGACUCCGAUGGGGAGAAUGUGUGUCCUCUAUCCCAUUGAAAAGCCUUUUUGUUUUGUUUUGUUUUGGGUCGUCUAGAAAAAGUACACAAUGUGUUAAAAAAUGUUUCUUCCAACGACCUAUUUUUUGCGCAGCCUAAAAUAUAGGCGAGCUCUGUCAGUAAAAGAGGUAAUUGGAUACGAUCA
Ornithodoros turicata is the source of this 1803-nucleotide messenger RNA. Its product is annotated as acetylcholine receptor subunit alpha-like 1. Gene Ontology annotation, biological process: regulation of membrane potential; nervous system process; signal transduction. The transcript has 7 exons. Gene Ontology annotation, cellular component: neuron projection; synapse; plasma membrane. Gene Ontology annotation, molecular function: transmembrane signaling receptor activity; acetylcholine-gated monoatomic cation-selective channel activity. The record is from RefSeq and is a predicted model, not a curated record. Bases 81 to 1589 code for a protein of 502 amino acids. NCBI's taxonomy places the organism in Eukaryota, Metazoa, Arthropoda, Arachnida, Ixodida, Argasidae.